This is a messenger RNA of Arabidopsis lyrata subsp. lyrata, 1823 nucleotides long. Its product is annotated as cytochrome P450 71B4. NCBI's taxonomy places the organism in Eukaryota, Viridiplantae, Streptophyta, Magnoliopsida, Brassicales, Brassicaceae. Gene Ontology annotation, molecular function: iron ion binding; oxidoreductase activity, acting on paired donors, with incorporation or reduction of molecular oxygen; heme binding. The transcript is spliced from 2 exons. The record is from RefSeq and is a predicted model, not a curated record. The coding region runs from base 108 to 1664 and encodes 518 amino acids.
UCUUCGCCAUGCGUUAAUUAAUUACACUCAUCUUUAAUUUUAAGCCUCACUCUCUCAAUCUUUAUCUCGAGCUUAUCCUCACUGACGACAAUAAGUGUUUUGUCUUAAUGUUUCUCUAUCUAAAAAACAGAGCACAAACCAGAGGAUCGAAAAUAAUGGUGAUUCUUCUAUCUUUCUUCUUGCUUCUAUUCGUCACCAUUUUCUUCUCGUUAAUCUUCACCAAGAAGAUAAAAGAGUCGAAAACAAAUCUUCCUCCUGGCCCAGCAAAGCUUCCGAUCAUCGGAAACCUACACCAGCUCCAAGGGUUGCUUCAUAGAUGUCUUCACAAUCUCUCCAAGAAACACGGACCAGUGAUGCAUCUCCGUCUAGGGUUUGCAUCAAUGGUCGUAGUUUCAUCGGGUGAAGCAGCUGAAGAAGCUCUUAAAACACAUGACCUUGAGUGUUGUUCAAGACCUAACACUAUCGCCGCAAGGGUUUUCUCGCGGGACGGUAAAGACAUCGGAUUCGGGGUAUAUGGUGAUGAAUGGAGAGAGCUGCGUAAGCUUUCUGUUCGUGAAUUCUUUAGCGUGAAAAAAGUUCAAUCUUUCAGGUACAUUAGAGAGGAAGAGAAUGACUUGAUGGCCAAGAAACUGAGAGAAUUGGCUUCGAAGCAAUCUCCAGUGGACUUGAGCAAAACCCUCUUUGGUCUCACAGCGAGUAUCAUAUUCAGAACCGCCUUUGGACAGAGUUUCUAUGAGAACAAGCAUAUCGAUCAGGAGAGGAUCAAAGAACUGAUGUUUGAAUCUCAGAGCAAUAUGACUUUCAGAUUCUCUGAUUUUUUCCCUACUGCUGGUCUUAAAUGGUUUAUAGGCUUUGUGUCAGGCCAACAUCAGAGGCUUUACAACGUCUUCACCAGGGUUGAUACUUUUUUUAAUCAUAUAGUUGAUGAUCAUCAUUCGAAGAAACCAACUCAAGAUCGUCCUGAUAUGGUCGACGCUAUCUUAGAUAUGAUAGAUAAUCAACAACAAUAUGCAUCUUUCAAGCUCACCGUUGAUCACCUCAAAGGAGUCCUCUCAAAUAUAUAUCACGCUGGAAUAGACACAAGCGCCAUCACAAUGAUUUGGGCGAUGGCAGAGCUCGUUAGAAACCCUAGAGUGAUGAAAAAGGUUCAAGAAGAAAUCCAAACUUGUAUUGGAAUUAAACAAGAAGGAAGAAUUAUUGAAGAAGAUCUUGAUAAGCUUCAAUACUUGAAGCUUGUGGUGAAAGAAACCUUAAGACUACACCCAGCAGCUCCUCUUUUACUUCCAAGAGAAACAAUGGCUGAUAUCAAGAUUCAAGGCUAUGACAUUCCUCGGAAAACACUUCUUUUCGUUAACGCUUGGUCGAUAGGACGAGAUCCGAAAUACUGGAGAAACCCUGAGGAGUUUAACCCGGAGAGGUUUAUAGAUUGUCCUGUGGGUUACAAAGGACAUAGCUUUGAGCUGUUACCCUUUGGUUCUGGUCGGAGGAUUUGUCCAGGAAUAGCUAUGGCGAUCGCAACCAUUGAAUUGGGACUCUUGAAUUUGCUUUACUUCUUUGACUGGAAAAUGCCUGAGGAGAAGAAAGAUAUGGACAUGGAAGAAGCUGGUGAUGUCACUGUUGUUAAGAAGGUUCCUCUUGAGCUUCUUCCUAUUCCUCGCCAUUGAAUCUUGAGGAAUGAGAGAACUUGAACUGUGUAAUGUUGUUGUUAUUGAAAUAAAUAGUGUUAUCUUGUUUGGAAAUGAAUGUAAUUUUGAUGGGAACAUCAUGAGGCCCAUUUAGGAUUGGUGUUUGAGUAAAAAAAGUGUUUGAUUGGUGUUCACAUU